Mytilus californianus (California mussel) is the source of this 3188-nucleotide messenger RNA. Its product is annotated as beta-1,3-galactosyltransferase 2-like. Gene Ontology annotation, molecular function: hexosyltransferase activity; UDP-glycosyltransferase activity. The record is from RefSeq and is a predicted model, not a curated record. NCBI's taxonomy places the organism in Eukaryota, Metazoa, Mollusca, Bivalvia, Mytilida, Mytilidae. Bases 158 to 1591 code for a protein of 477 amino acids. The transcript is spliced from 2 exons. Gene Ontology annotation, cellular component: membrane.
UAAAGGUCAGACAUACAAGUAAUUAAAACACAAGCUGCAGGAAAACAAAAUUGGAACAUAUGAAAGACAAAGAUAAAUGAUCGACCAAAAAAUGCCAAAAUUGUGGAUUUCAUACGUGAAUAGUAAACAGUACCAAUUUUGAUACCCGCUGGAAAACAUGUGGAAGAAACUUCGUAUACUUUCAAUAGCGCUAUUUAAGACUGUACCUAUACUUUUACUCAUCUGCAUUCUUGCAAACAUCUCUUCCAAUUCUAGUCAACAAUCAAAACUUGUAACAUCAGUUAACAAGAAGUCUUAUGCAAGAGUGCAUACUGAUAAAAGUACUGUUAACUCAAUUGUUUCUCAUACGGUGUCACAAAAAAAUACGAAUUCAGUUUUAGUUACAAACAAUACUUUAAAAGUUCUAGUUAAAAACAAUACCAUAAAAUUUUUAGUUAAAAACAAAACUACAAAAGUUCAAGUUAAAAACAAAACUACAAAAGUUCAAGUUAAAAACAAAACUACAAAAGUUCAAGUUAAAAACAAUACUUUAAAAGCUCUGGUUAAAAACAAUACUACAAAAGUUUUAGUUAAAAACAAAACUACAAAAGUUCAAGUUAAAAACAAUACUUUAAAUGUUCUAGUUAAAAACAAUACUACAAAACUUUUUGUUAAAAACAAAACUACAAAUGUUCAAGUUAAAAACAUUACUUUAAAAGCUCUGGUUAAAAACAAUACUACAAAAGUUUUAGUUAAAAACAAAACUACAAAAGUUCAAGUGAGAAACAAUACUACAAAGAGUACUCAAAUUUACGAUUAUUCAUUUCCAUACCUUCAUGUUCCAGUUCAAGUGUGUAAAUCAAAUGGUGCUAAGUCUGAUCCUUUCUUGCUAAUUGUGGUAAAAUCUGAUGUUAACCAUAUCGCCCAUCGAAUAGCUAUACGAAAUACUUGGGGAGCUUCCUCAAACCCAGGAAUAAAACUGGUUUUCCUCCUUGGAUAUUCACCGUUGCUGAAAUCAUUUAUACAAAUGGAAAGUGACACAUAUAAAGACAUUAUUCAACAGAAUUUUCUGGACGACUAUCAGAAUAAUACAUUAAAAACGAUAAUGGGUUUCACAUGGGUUGCUUCCCAUUGCAGUGAUGCAAACUAUAUCUUCUUUGUAGAUGACGACUACAUUGUGAAUACCAAAUACAUUUGGAAUCAUUUGCAUAGUUUGUAUAUUGCCAGAAAGCGCAGUGUGUUCUUGGGAUAUGUCUGGAAAGAUGCCAAACCUCAAAGGAAUGCUAAAUCUAAAUGGUUUAUUCCAAAAGAUGAUUUUAAGGAUGAUAUUUGGCCACCAUACGCCAGUGGUGGUUCGUUAGUAUUGACCAUUGAUAUUAUUAAUAAACUAUUGACUCAGUUCAAAUUCAUGAAGCCAAUAUUUAUAGAUGACGUAUACCUAGGUAUUGUGUGUAAAGAGUUACAGAUUUCUCCAAUUCAUGAAUCAAGAUUUAGUACACAAUAUCGACCAGAUAGAAUGAAACAUUUAUUUUCAUCACAUGGAUUCAGAUCUCCAAUGAAAUUAGUUGAAGACUGGAACAAGUUCAAAAUCAAAUAUGAUAUGGUACUGUAGUGUCAACUAUCUGUUUAGAUGCCGACUUUAAUAAAUUGUAAUGUAAAAUCUUUGCACAUGAUAUAAAUGUUUUUACCCUAUAUAUUCUUAAUGAUAAAUUUAGGGUCUUUGCAUCGUAAAUGAACACAUUUAUUCUAAAACCAGUUGUUGGCAUGAUACGGCUUAUCUUCUUCUCAUAUAUUUUAUGAUGGUAUGAUACUAAACCACUCACGGGAGGGAUUGUGGUUGAUUUGCAUAUGAUGAAGACAUAAUCUUUCAAUCAGUUUAAAUGAGGUCUGGAGCUGGCAUGUCAGUAACUGCUAGUAGUCCUUUGUUAAUUUAUGUACCAUUGUCAUUUUGCUUAGUUUCUUUUGUUACCUAUUCUGACAUCGGACUCAGACUUCUUUUAAACUGAGUUUUACUGUGCGUAUUGCUGUGUGUUUCUUUAUUCUACAUUGGUUAGAGGUAUAGGGGAGGGUUGAGAUCUCACAAAACAUGUUUAACCCCGCCGCAUUUUUGCGCCUGUCCCAAGUCAGAAGCCUCUGACCUUUGUUAGUCUUGUAUUUUUUUAAAAAUUUUAAUGGAUUUAUAUGUUUUGGAGUUUAGUAUGACGUCCAUUUUCACUGUACUAGUACACAUUUUUAUUUAGGGGCCAGCUGAGGCCCACCUCCGGGUGCGGGAUUUUCUCGCUGUGUUUAAGACCCAUUGGUGGACUUCGACAGUUAUCUGCUCUUUGAUCGGGUUGUUGUCUCUUUGACAUAUUUCCCAUUUCCAUUCUCAAUUUUAAUAUCAAAAACAAAUAUGUUAUUAUCCUUUUUAUCUGCAAUUUUGUCUUAACAAUAUGUUUUGGUGAAGAAUAUGAAAUAAAAUGAAAUAGUUAGUAACAUGCAAAAUGUUUAGAUAGCUGUUCGGUUGUAUGAAUGAAGUCGAGUGCCUUUUAUUGAUAAAUUUACGCGGAUGAACAUGAACGUUUGACGUUCCUGCACUGUUACUUGACAUCAUUGUCUAAUAUUGUCUAGAAUCAGGGCCUGUCCCUGAUAUAGAAAAAUCUAAAGCAGUGUGUUGAAGGGGAAAUUGGUCAAAUUGCCGAUAAUUUAUUUGAUCUAGUACUUGGUGUUUAAAUCGCUUUUCCUUUGCAUAAUAUACAAAGUCCUUUUCUAAUUGCAAUUUCUGUUUUCUUCAUACUGAAUAUCCAAAGAAAAAUACAUGCAAAUUGCAAAGACCAAUCACAAUAUAAGUCAAUAUUAGCACUGAACAUGCUAUAAAGUCUGUAUGCCUUUAUUUUAUCUUUUAAAACUUCAUAUUUUAUUACCUGGAUGCCUUAUAUAUAUAUAUAUAUAUAUAUAACCUAUGUUGCGUUUAAAAUUUUAGAAUUGUACAAGCGUCUAAACUAUGAUGUUCGGUUUAACUGUUUUAUUGUAUAAAUUUCAAGAUUGUUAUAGUUUAAUCAAAGUAGAUUGAUAUGAUUCAUUUGACAUCCAUGGAUCAUAAUCAUACUGAUGAAGGAUAUCUGUUAUCCGAAAUAUUUAUAAAUAAUUACAUUUAUAGUUUUCUUUUUUUGUUAUUGGUGUUGUUUUGUACACUUUUCAGGCGUUUAUAUAAUUUAUUUAUUGAGUAC